CGGCCGCGAGCGGCAGCGUCCUCCCGGUGCACAGCAUGGCCGGCGGUGCCCCGGGCCCGCCGGUGAAGGUGCUGGCCGCCCAGCUGCGGGGCGCGGUGCGGGGUGCCGGUGGGACGUGGCAGUUGGUGCGGGCGGAGGCGGGCCGCGCACCGCUGUGCCUGCGGAACGUGUGGAUGCAGGGCACCGUGCUGGAGGUGGAGCGCGGCGGCGGCCGCGGCGGCUCGGCCCGGCUGCAUGAUGACAGCGGCCCCUUCACCGUGCUCGGGGUGGAGGAGGUGCCCAAGGGGCGGCCCUGCCUCAGCGCAGGGAAGUACGUAAUGGUGAUGGGUGUGGUGCGGUCCUGCAGUCCUGAGCCUGUGCUUCGAGCAAUAAAGAUGACAGAUCUUUCUGAAAACCCAGUGCACAAGGAUAUGUGGAGCCUCGAAGUGGAAGAUUUGCACAGAGUCAUCCCUUAGAUAUUUUUUCUUCUGCCAAAAAUAACUGGAAAUGUACUUUUUUAUUAUUCCCCCCCCCCAUCUGCUGCAGAGCAUUGAGCCAUUCUGUGUAUUUGCAGCUUCAAACAAGCACCAGUCACUCUCCUGGAGUAAACCAAGGUGAGAAGUCAGGCUCAGAGUUAAGUGGAGGGAUCAGUCAUAUCUGAUAAUAAUCACAGUGUACAUCUCUUUCACAGUCUCUUUUUAUACCAACAGCUUUGAGAAACACUUGAUGUACUAAGAUGCCUGUGCUAUUAAAAUUACUACAUUUCUACAUA
Messenger RNA from Melopsittacus undulatus (budgerigar), 751 nucleotides. It is a transcript of the gene RMI2, whose product is annotated as RecQ mediated genome instability 2. Gene Ontology annotation, biological process: maintenance of rDNA; DNA repair; regulation of sister chromatid segregation. The transcript has 2 exons. Gene Ontology annotation, cellular component: nuclear speck; cytosol. The coding region runs from base 36 to 455 and encodes 139 amino acids. Lineage: Eukaryota; Metazoa; Chordata; Aves; Psittaciformes; Psittaculidae. The record is from RefSeq and is a predicted model, not a curated record.